Molecule: messenger RNA, 2883 nt
Organism: Lotus japonicus
Lineage: Eukaryota; Viridiplantae; Streptophyta; Magnoliopsida; Fabales; Fabaceae
Product: protein FAR1-RELATED SEQUENCE 5-like
Exons: 5
Coding region: 1-2883 (960 amino acids)
Molecular function (GO): nucleic acid binding; zinc ion binding
Source: RefSeq, a predicted model, not a curated record
AUGGCUACUUCAGAGGAUGAUGGGGGUGAACCAAAAUUUCCUGAGCCACUUUUCGUAGAAGAUGAAGAGGAAGAGCACGAGGAUGACGAAGAGGUAGUGGAAGACAAUGAAUUGGGAUGCAGUGGUGACGAUACAGAUUCAGAUAGUUCAGAUGAUGAAUUCAGGAAUGUGCUUACCUUAACAGCUGAUGAGAUACGAGCUUUAACGUUUUGCAGUGAGUCUAAUGCAUACACAUUUUACUGUGCCUACGCGAAGGGAAAGGGAUUUGUGGUUAGAAAAGAUGCAUGUGAACGAGAUUCUAAUAACAAAGUUGUAAUGCGAAAAUUUGUAUGCAAUAGGGAGGGGUUAAGGGAACCAAAGUACUUCAUUAUGGAUAGGCAAAGAGCCCACAGAAGCCUAACCCGCACUAACUGUCAAGCAAGACUCAGGAUACGGUACGAUAACAAGAAAUGCCAAUGGGGUGUGGUGGGGUUUGAGGAGAAACACAACCACGAACUUACCCCGUCGGUAUAUGUCCCUGUGAUUAAUGCUUACCGUACAAUUAGUGAAGGAGACAAAGCUCAGGCAGAAAGUCUUCACGCAUAUGGUGUCAGAACCUGUCAUAUCAUGGGUUAUUUGACGGCACAGAAGGGGGGAUAUUCUAAAGUAGGAUUCUUGAAAGAAGAUCUGUACAACUACUUCAGUCGCCAGAGACAUAACAGAGUCAAAGGUGGGGAUGCUCGAGCUGCUCUAACUUACCUAACAUCAAAGGCUGAUGCAGAUCCCAUGUUCUAUUCGAAAUACACCACCUCAGGAGACAAUAGAUUGAAUAAUCUUUUUUGGGCAGAUGGUGUUAGCAGGACAGAUUACCAAUGCUUCGGGGAUGUUCUUGCCUUUGACUCCACUUACGGCUCCACUAAGUAUAAACAUCCACUGGUUAUAUUUUGUGGAACUAACCAUCAUGACCAAACGGUUAUAUUUGGAUGCGCUUUAUUGAUUGAUGAGACUAUUGAGACAUACAAGUGGUUGUUGGAAACUUUUUUGGAAGCAAUGAGUGGGAAACAACCUAAAUCUGUUGUAACCGACGGAGAUCUUUCUAUGAGGGAGGCCAUCAAACAAGUAUUCCCGAACGCAUCGCAUCGACUAUGUGCAUGGCACUUGCACAAGAACGCAAAGGAUCACAGAAUGAGCAAGGAAUUUUUGGAUGACUUUCAGAAAGCACUUUAUUGGCACUUCAGUGUUGAGGAAUUUGAGGAACACUGGAAGAACAUGGUUUCUAAGCACGGCCUACAGAAAGACAAGUGGGUUUUAAGUGUGUAUGAGAAAAAGGAAUCGUGGUGCUCCGCAUAUCUCCGUGAUCAGUUUUUUGCUGGGAUACGGACAACAUCAAUAUGUGAAGCCAUAAAUAGUCGUAUCAAGGUCUAUGUCAAGAGAAGAAUUAGUCUUAUAGACUUCAUGCAAACCAUUCAGCAUGCUUUAAGAGGGUACAGAUUUAAUGAGUUGCGAGCUGAUUACGGUAGUAUUUACACUGAACCUGUUUUGACUACCACUCUGUACAAAUUUGAAAGUGAAGCUGCAAAACUGUACACGCGUGAAAUUUUUAAAGAAGUAAGAAAUCAAAUUGAGCGUGUGGCUCCAUUGAAUUAUAAAGAUAAAACAGCGGAUGGAGAUGAAGUGAGGUACGAAAUGUUCCAUUAUAGGAGGCCAGAAAGAACCAUUGAAGUAGUCUACAACAAGAAAAGUAAUCAAUUUUACUGUCCAUGCCGGCUAUUUGAAUCACGUGGAAUACCAUGUUCACAUAUUUUCAACAGCAUGAAAUAUGAGCUCAUGGAAACCAUUCCUAAAACACUUAUGCUUAGCAGGUGGGGACGGUAUGCAAAAUCUGAAUACUUGUCGGCAACAUCCACCGCUGAGGUGGACAGUUCUGUAAUGAAGACAGCACGAUUUGGGGCUAUAUCUGCUGCGUGCAACGGGCUCUCCGUCUUAGGUUCUGACAAUCCUGGGCUCUUCACUGACAUGAUGAAUGAUAUUUUGAGGUUGACGACGAAGUAUAAGAAUAAGAUACUCAAACAAGGCGGACAUGUCAACGGGACCAACGACAUUCGUGAUCCCAAUAUCGUCAAAUCUAAAGGACACCAACCUGCAACCCUGAAACCAAAGAAGAAUAAAAAGAAUAAGAAACAAGCAAGGUGUUCAAACUGUCAUAAGCUUGGUCACAACGCAAGGACUUGUUCUACCCUCGUUGGUGGAGAAGAUAAUGAUUUGGAGGGUGAUGAGCGAUCCACGCAGGAGGAUGAGGGCAACGUAAAUGACGAUAGCACGGGCCAGCCAACCGAAGCCACGACGCAGCCAAGUAGAUCCAAUUCUAAUGUAAUAAACCAUUUGGUUGGUCGUCGAGGACAUAAAGCCAAGAAACAAAAGACAAAGAACUCGAAUCUCUGUUCAGUUAAUGAAAAGGAAAACCUAACCCCCGCAACUGAUAAAGAUGAAAGUCAGAUGGGCUCACGUGCUUUAUCCCCACAAAAUUCAACAAUGCAACCGCCAACCCAGACAGCUGCUUCUUGUGGUAUAGCUCAUCCCGGAUUUCAUUACGCUGUCCCUCAAUAUCCAACACGGCCACCUAACUUAGCCGUUGGUACGGGUAUGCCAGCCCAGGUCAACUUCCCACAUGGUUAUGGUGGAUGGAUACCAGACCCCAACAUUCAAUAUGCUUAUGGUCAACCCAUAAAUGGUCCUCAAAAUGCUCCUCAAUGCUAUGGUUAUGUUCCGAUAUUGCCCCGAAACUAUCAGAAUCUAUCUGCUUGUCAACCUAUUCAUACUCCUGCUGUUAGAGGACAUAGCCAACACCAAGGCCCCCGUAGCCAAAUGCAACAUGAUGCGGCGAAGAAAAAGGCUGGUACAUAA